ACUGUGCAAGCGUGUUGGAAGGAUACUUUAUACCAUUUUUACAAAUACAAAAACCCAACCCAAGAUGGUUAAUGAAAGCAAAUCUCUGGCUGAGGCUCUGAAAUCCGCUGAGGCUGAGGGUCACGUCACCCUAGGUGUCUACGAGUGCGCUAAAAUCAUGAAUGAUGAUCCGGACAGCGUGUCCUUCUGCGUUCUGGCUAUGGAUGAAGAGUUCGAGUGCGACAUCGCGCUCCAAAUCCACUUCACUCUCAUCCAGGCUUUCUGCUUCGAUAACGACAUCAGCAUCGUGAGAGUGGACGACGUGCAGCGUCUGGGUGAAAUUGUCGGCGCUAAAGAUCAAACUGAGGACUGUCACUGCCUCCUUAUCACGAGUCCAGCUGACGGUUCGUGGGAAGAUCCAGCUCUGGAGAAGCUGCACAUGUUCUGUGAAGAAAGCCGCCGCUCCAACGACUGGCUUCCAGAGAUCAGUCUGCCAGCUCGCUGAUCUGCUGAUGGGACUCUUCUCACACGAGAGGCUGUUAACCCUUAAUGGAAAUACAUGCAUCCUUUGAAUAAAGGAUGAUGAUGAUGUAUCUUCACAUCCCUGGAUGCUUCUGAGGAGGCUUUAAUGCAGUCCAGGCAGCGCGGGGCAUGCAGGCCCGAAGUGGCCUUUAGCCUCACGGUUCCGUCGCUUCUCGUCCCGUCCAUGCCAAGAUGGUCCUCCUUCUUUAUGUGAACGAGGCCGGGCAUGCCACGAGAGCGACCCAGCGGCCCUCAUUCUUUGUGCGGAUGAGGUUUGGAGAGGAAGGAGAACGCGAGUUUGUGUUUCACAGCGCAAACUUCGCAUCAAGACACGAGAGGACGCGGUGGUGCGUCGUAGCGACGUUUUUCAAAAAAAAUGGACUUAACAUCAGGGACAUUUAUUAAAAAAAACGUAAUUGCCGCACAGUAUAACGUACCUUACUGUCGGCAAUGUGCUUCUUUCCACUUUCCAGAAUUGUCUUAUUCUCUAAAGGUUUAACUUUAGUAAUAUAUAUGACAAAAAUAAAGUCUAAAGGUUUCACUUUAGAAAAAAAA
Molecule: messenger RNA, 1056 nt
Organism: Tachysurus fulvidraco (yellow catfish)
Lineage: Eukaryota; Metazoa; Chordata; Actinopteri; Siluriformes; Bagridae
Product: growth arrest and DNA damage-inducible protein GADD45 gamma-like
Exons: 3
Coding region: 65-484 (139 amino acids)
Biological process (GO): regulation of cell cycle
Cellular component (GO): nucleus; cytoplasm
Source: RefSeq, a predicted model, not a curated record